AUGUCGUCUUCUGUGAGCAAGGAACGAGCAGAUGAGUUAGUGACAUCUUUGAGGAGGCAGAAGACGACAUUCCAUAAGUUCGAUCCUUCUGAUGUCGAUAUAGACAUCCAGCUAGGCUGGGUUGGAGAGGAAUGUGAUUCUAUCGUUCUCGAAUACGAAACUCAGCGGUACGCCACACUGAAAGAUCCAGAGACGAGGGUUUCGCAGCUCUUCACUGAUCUGGCUCUCGGCGAUAUAUUGUUCAACCCAUUGGAGGCACACAUCGGGGAGUGUCUCGAAGACCCUAGGAGGUCCAGGCUUGAUGCGGUCGUAAAGCUGGUCGCGACCAAGGAGGGAAU
Messenger RNA from Perkinsus marinus ATCC 50983, 338 nucleotides. RefSeq lists its product as hypothetical. The record is from RefSeq and is a predicted model, not a curated record. The transcript is spliced from 3 exons. The annotation marks the transcript as partial. NCBI's taxonomy places the organism in Eukaryota, Perkinsozoa, Perkinsida, Perkinsidae.